Molecule: messenger RNA, 3018 nt
Organism: Diaporthe citri
Lineage: Eukaryota; Fungi; Ascomycota; Sordariomycetes; Diaporthales; Diaporthaceae
Exons: 6
Coding region: 1-3018 (1005 amino acids)
Biological process (GO): clathrin-dependent endocytosis; intracellular protein transport
Cellular component (GO): membrane coat; AP-2 adaptor complex
Molecular function (GO): clathrin-cargo adaptor activity
Source: RefSeq, a predicted model, not a curated record
AUGUCCUCCUCCACGGCCUCCGGCUUCCUGGGCCGGUCAAGUAGCAACAACUCGAACAUGCGCGGGCUCGUGCAAUUUAUCGCAGAUUUGAGGAAUGCGAGAGCCCGUGAGCUUGAGGAAAAGCGCAUCAACAAGGAACUGGCCAAUAUCCGGCAAAAGUUCAAAGCAGAUGGAAACCUGAGCGGGUACCACAAGAAGAAAUAUGUUUGCAAGCUCUUAUAUAUAUACAUCCUCGGUUGGAAUGUUGACUUUGGCCAUCUCGAGGCAGUCAACCUCAUCUCAGCCAACAAGUACUCCGAGAAGCAGAUCGGGUACCUCGCCAUGACCCUCUUCCUCCACGAGAAGCACGAGCUGCUUCACCUGGUCGUCAACAGCAUCAGGAAGGACCUACUUGACCACAACGAACUAUUCAACUGCCUGGCCCUGCACGCGAUAGCCAAUGUUGGUGGAAGGGAGAUGGGAGAGGCUUUGAGCGGCGAGGUACAUCGGCUGUUGAUAUCACCGUACGAUUCACCACUGCCCGUAUUUGUGACCGGAGCUGACGGCAGGCGCAGGACAUCUAAAUCAUUUGUCAAGAAAAAGGCCGCACUUACUCUUCUCCGACUGUACAGGAAAUACCCCGAUAUCAUCCAACCGCAGUGGGCUGAGCGAAUCAUCUCUCUGAUGGACGACUUGGAUCUAGGGGUUGCGUUGUCCGUCACGUCUCUUGUCAUGGCGUUGGCGCAAGACAACCUGGACCAGUACAGAGGAGCCUACGCGAAGGCUGCUGCCCGGUUGAAGAGAAUAGUGGUUGACGGAGACUACGCUGCCGACUACCUUUACUACAAGGUGCCUUGUCCUUGGAUCCAGGUGAAGCUUCUCAGGCUGCUUCAGUACUUCCCACCUUCAGAUGAUAGCCAUGUGCGGGAAAUGAUCAGAAUGUCUUGCCAGAAGAUCUUGGAUCUGGCGCUGGAGACCAACAAAAAUGUCCAGCAAAACAACGCGCAGAACGCGGUCUUGUUUGAAGCCAUCGACCUGGUCAUCCACUUAGAAACCGAACAAGCCCUGAUGCGGCAAAUAUCCCAAAGGCUUGGUAAAUUCAUUCAGUCGAGGGAGACUAAUGUUCGGUACCUCGGUCUAGAGGCAAUGACGCAUCUUGCAGCACGAGCAGACACAUUAGACCCCAUCAAGCAGCACCAGGACAUCAUUAUUGGUUCGCUCAAGGAUCGAGACAUCAGUGUCCGGCGGAAGGGGCUCGACCUGCUUUACAGCAUGUGCGAUGCUUCCAACGCACAACCGAUUGUUGCAGAGCUGCUACACUAUCUGCAGAACGCCGACUUUGCCAUCCGGGAAGAAAUGGUACUCAAAAUCGCUAUUUUGACAGAAAAGUAUGCAACAGAUGUGCAGUGGUAUGUCGACAUCUCGCUGAGACUGAUUGCCAUGGCUGGUGAUCAUGUCAGCGACGAAGUAUGGCAGCGUGUCAUCCAGAUCGUUACAAACAACGAGGAACUGCAAGUCUAUGCGGCAAAGAACGCCUUGCAAUACAUCAAGCAAGAUCACUGUCACGAGACGCUCGUCAAGAUAGGGGCAUACAUCCUAGGGGAAUUCGGGCAUCUCAUUGCCGAGGACAAGGGCUGCAGCCCUAUCGAGCAGUUCUUAGGACUGCAUGGCAAGUUGCCCGCCUGCUCUUCUAGCACACGCGCCAUGAUAUUGUCCUGUUUCGUCAAAUACGUCAAUCUCUUCCCCGAGAUCAAACCUCAACUUCUCCACGUCUUCGAUAUCUACAGCCAUACGCUCGACUCGGAACUCCAGCAGCGAGCAUGCGAGUAUCUCACUCUAGCCACCCUCCCAACGGACGACCUCCUGCGAACUGUCUGCGAUGAGAUGCCUCCGUUCCCAGAGAGGCAGUCAGCUCUUCUGUCUCGCCUGCACCAGAAGCAUGCGAAUACUAGUGAUAAGCGCACCUGGGUUGUUGGCGGGAAGAGCGCAAAUUCUGACGCCCAGGAGCUUAACAUGGCUAAGAACCCAGGGCUCAAGAGGACUUUCAGCACGCAGUCUCAAGCUAACGGCAACGGACUUACCAACGGAACGAAUGGCACCAACGGCCACAAGGCCGCCAGUGACCUUGCUGGGCUUGACAUGGCGAAUCUUGGCUCCGCGGAACCCAAGACGAAACCACCAAAUCUGGCCAGUGCGGCUCACUUGUCGCCCGGAUGGGAGAAGGGCUUCAACCGGUUGCUGCUUAAAGCCGACGGCAUCUUGUUCGAAGACGGCCAGAUCCAGAUCGGCGUUCGAUCCGAGUACCGAGGCCAGAUGGCUUGUCUCAUAAUGUACUUCAUGAACAAGACCCCUACAAUCAUGAGCUCAUUUACCACGACUUUAGACCUGGACGAGAGCGACAAGGGCAACUUGACAUGGGACAUCAAGGGCCUUCCCGAUACCACCAUCACCCAAGGCAAUCAGUGUCAACAGGUCAUCAUGUUUGAGGCGAAGAGGAUGUUCUCGAAGAGCCCCACCAUGCGGAUCAGUUACCUCGCCGGAGCGCUACAGGCUCUGACCUUGAAGCUGCCUGUCACCCCUCACAAAUUCAUGGACCCUGCAGAGCUUACCGGAGAAGACUUCUUCAAGAGGUGGAAGCAGAUCGGUGGGGCUCCAAGGGAGGCCCAGAAGAUUGUCGGAUUGGCUCCUGGCAGCCGCGACAGAGAGAUGACUGAAGGCUCGGUGCGCUCGGUCGUGUCUGGCUUCAGGUGGGGUAUCCUUGAGGGUGUCGACCCUAAUAGGAAGAAUUUUGUCGGCGCGAGUGUGCUGCAUACAUCGGAAGGCGGCAAGUUUGGGUGUCUGAUGAGGCUGGAGCCCAAUUACAGCACACAGAUGGUCCGUCUCACAAUCCGAGCUACCGAUGAGAGUGUACCCCAGGUGAUGUUGAAAAUGAUGGAGGAGAGGAUUGCGGCCGGAGUCUCGACUCUACCGGAGUCGCAUCUCGGACCAACGCCAAGAGAAAUAUCUGAUUCGUUUUCUAACAUCAUGGUGCUGGAAUGA